Molecule: messenger RNA, 3656 nt
Organism: Vollenhovia emeryi
Lineage: Eukaryota; Metazoa; Arthropoda; Insecta; Hymenoptera; Formicidae
Product: probable phosphorylase b kinase regulatory subunit beta
Exons: 19
Coding region: 218-3529 (1103 amino acids)
Biological process (GO): glycogen metabolic process
Cellular component (GO): phosphorylase kinase complex
Molecular function (GO): calmodulin binding
Source: RefSeq, a predicted model, not a curated record
GGCAUGGUGGAAGGAAAACGCGCCAACAUGCUCCAGUUUGUCCCAACGGCCAAUUGAUAUUGGCUGAACUACAGGUCCGUUCUUCCGGGCGACGUCGCGGUCUCUCACAUAAUGCAGCGUGCGUGAAAAACGGAACGCACCUUAAGCGCAACAAGUGCCAAGCAGCACGAAUUCUGGUGUACCGAGUCAGAAAUAGCUCGCUUGUAUUUUGAAUAAAAUGACGACUUCAGUGACAACGCCGUCAAACGCAAAGAGGAUCGCGCAGAUCAGAAAUAUACGGCAAGGUAGCGUGAUAGACAUAGACGCCGAAAUGUUCCUCAAGAUAUCCAAUUACGAGGACACGGUGAAACAACUGGACAUAUAUUAUGGGAUCGUAAAGAGGCAAUUGCUGCGCUACCAGAGCUGCAUAACCGGCCUGUUCCCGCAGGUCUCGAGCGAUCGGAAGGUCGGCAGCGUGCGCGAAAGUAUAUACUGCGCCGCAGCCGUGUGGAGUCUGUACCAGGCGUACAGGCGCAUAGACGACGAUCGUGGAAAGUCGUACGAGCUGGGGCAGUCCGCGAUAAAGUGCAUGCGGGGCAUCCUGGAGUGUUGGAUAAAACAGUCCUCCAGAAUAGAGCUCUUCAAGAAGAACCAAUGCGACCGCUAUGCGUUGCACUGCAAGUUCCAUUUGGACACGGGCGAUGAGAUUUACAAGGACACUGCGUAUCAUCAUUUGCAGAUCGACGUCGUAUCUCUUUACCUGAUAUUCUUGGUGCAAAUGAUCUCCUCCGGUCUACAAAUUAUAUAUAUACAAGACGAAGUGGCGUUUGUGCAAAACCUGGUGUACUAUGUCGAGAGGGCAUACCGCACGCCGGAUUACGGUAUGUGGGAACGCGGGAAUCGAUACAACGACGGAACGCCCGAGAUUCACGCCAGCUCCAUUGGGAUUGCGAAAAGCGCCCUGGAGGCGAUUAACGGCUGCAACUUGUUCGGCGAGAAAGGCGCAUCUUGGUCUGUGAUAUACGUCGAUAUUGACGCUCACAAUCGCAACCGUAGUAUAUUUGAGACGAUGCUUCCGAGAGAAUCCUGCUCGAAAAGCGUGGACGCGGCCCUGCUGCCAACGAUCUCCUUCCCUGCCUUUGCGACGCACGAAGAAGUGCUGUACGACGAAACGAAAGCGAGCAUAGUCCGCAGACUGAAAGGCAAUUAUGGUUUCAAACGAUUCGGAAGGGACGGUUAUAAAACGGUACUGGAGGACAAACAGCGACGAUAUUACAAAUCCGGGGAGAUCAAGGAUUUCGACAAUAUCGAGUGUGAAUGGCCAUUGUUUUAUAUCUUCAUGAUAAUAGAUGGUGUAUUCAAAAGUUUGACGGAGCAGGUGGAAGAGUAUCAAAAUUUAUUGAAAGCAAGAAUGUACAAGGAUUCGAAUGGAGAUCCGGUGAUUCCUAUGUGCUAUUACGUGCCUGUGGAAAAUUUGGAAGCCGAGAGGAAUGAGCCGUGCAGCGCUUAUCGGCUACCUAGCGACGAAGGGAGAGGCGCUAAGUCUGUGGAUCAAGAAGCUACGCCGAUAUAUCUCUGGAAUCAAGCUAUGUUUGUAAUUGCACAGCUACUUACCGCUGGCCUUCUGCACAUCAACGAAUUAGAUCCGAUUCGUCGAUACCUUCCAUCGUAUAAUCGUCCGAGGCGAGCAGGAAGAUAUUCCGCUUUCCAGGCAAAGCCCACUAUUGGCACUCACACCGACCUGGUAGUACAAAUAGUGCUGAUCGCAGAAUCUAUGCGAUUGCAAGCCAUGAUGGCGACGUAUGGUAUUCAGACGCAAACGCCGCACGAAGUUGAGCCUGUUCAGAUUCUGUCGUCUACCCAGCUAGUGAAGGUUUACCAAAAAUUAGGAGUGAACAAAAAGCUGGAUCUCCAGGGACGACCCGCACGGCCAAUAGGCUCUUUAGGUACAAGCAAGAUAUACAGAGUCUGUGGUAUGACAGUGCUUUGCUACCCUUUGAUCUUCGAAGUGUCUGAGUUUUAUUUAUAUAGGGAUAUGGCUCUACUGAUCGACGAUAUCAAAACGGAACUACAAUUCGUAGGCAAGUAUUGGCGCCUUUCUGGUCGACCCACCGUAUGUCUUUUGAUACGGGAGGAACACAUGCGAGAUCCGCAAUUUAAAAAGAUGUUAGACCUAUUUGCGAUGUUGAAGAAAGGCUACUGUGACAAGACGAAAGUACGCAUUGGCCGACUGCAAAAUCUGAUCUCGUCUUCUUGCAUCGAACAUUUGGACUUUGUAAAUACAAUGGAAACAAACUUGGACUUGACACAGUUUAAACAAUUGCAGCAUGAUUAUAUUGGCUAUCAGAGUCUCACGGACGUCCCGAAGGCCAUUGCUUAUUCCGAAAGCGUAAAGGAUUAUUCUUAUAUGUUAAAUGAAUCUCAUGGCAAUAUAUUAAACGAACUUCGCAAUAACAUCGGCUUGUAUGCCAAGUGCCAGUUGUACGGCAUUCUGAUAAAACGAGAAGGGAUUAGUUACGAAAUCAAUGGAGUGACAGUUCGUGAUCAUUUGAGAUCAUUAUAUCAACAAGCUGGAUCCUUAAGGUACUGGAUGGCUGUACGCUAUUGCAGUAGUCUGUUGAAUCAUACAGUAGACAGCAUUAGUCCUUUCAUCACGGGUGUACUAGUCAAAGGAAAACAGAUCGCGGUAGGAGUGAUUGGGCAGAAAGAAACGGUAUUCGACAAACCCAUGACGCCGGCGGAAAUACAAUCGGUGAUGUAUUCCACUAUACAGCCGCACAAUACAGUGCAGGCUGUGCUCCAACAAGAAAUUCUAUUGUAUUGCGGUCGACUUAUUGGUACUAAUCCAGAGAUGUUCAAAGGGAUAUUAAAAAUACGCAUCGGAUGGGUCUUGGAGGCGAUGAAACUUUACCUGCAAAUGUUUGUGAAAGAUGCCAAGCCGAUUGAAAAUUACAGCCCUUAUGAAGUCCGACAGUUUCUUAUUAAAGUGUUGACGGUAAAGGAGUGGGCUCAUGAGGAAAACCUGACGGUGCUCGGUCGCCGAAAAAUUGAAGGUUGCUUGUGUAGAGUGCCAGCACACUUCUAUAAUCAAGUGUGGGAAGUCUUGAUGCGUUGUCCUAGUGGUAUCGUAGUGAACGGGCAGGAACUUCCUCAGCAAACCACAUUGUCCAGCAUGACUCGUUCUGAGCUCACAUUUGCCCUCCUCGUAGAAUCUUUAUUGCAUCGCAUACAGCUACCAGAAUAUCGUCAAAUUAUAAUCGAACUUUUGAGUAUCAUGUCGACUAUUCUGCUUCGAAAUCCAGAAUUAAGUUUUCAGAAACAAUUAGAUCUCAAUCAGCUUGUGGAAGAUAGUUUUAUCAUGUACUGCAAGGAUCACAAUUUAUCUAAUAUCGAUGACAAAUCGUCGUUCUUCUCCGCACAUUAUUCGAUGACUACGGGAUAUCUUGCUAGGGCCAUAGUUAAUAAUGUUCUUACAGGCGGCUGCGUGACAACUAUUGUGGAUCCCAGUGAUGUCAUUGAAUCGCCUCGAGAAAUGUGUAAAAUUACAUAAUGAUAUGAGUCAAUUAUUGAAAUUAAAUUUGAGACUAUUAUUUAAUGUUAGCAUGGAAGUAUUGUAUAUAGAUGCAAUAUACAUUUCGUUAUGUAUUAUACGUUCAUAUAAAGCGAUGAUACAAUAA